AAAGCUCUAAUUAAAACUCUUUGUUUUUCCCCAUUUUAUUUCCUUUAUCUUUCACUAGCUUCUGCUUAGCUAUAUGCCAUGAGCACUCUCUCUCAAGUCUAUACAGAAUAUCCUCUCAACCUCCAACAAAUCAUCCCUCUAGAUUUUGAUUCCAUUGCCACUGUGCCUGAUUCUCAUGCUUGGCCUGACUCCGAUGGGUUUGAGUCAAAUGAUCGGUUUUCGAUACCUACGAUUGACCUCAGGGACCCUGAUGCAGCCAAGCUCAUAGGUCAUGCAUGUGAGACAUGGGGUGCAUUCCAAGUCGUAAACCAUGAUAUUUCAUUGAACUUAUUGGAUGAAGUUGAGUCUGAGGUUCGGCGGCUCUUCUCUCUUCCGACUACACGAAAGCUGAAGGCUUUAAGGUCUCCUGGUGGAGCCACCGGAUACGGCUUAGCUCGGAUAUCGUCGUUCUUCAACAAGUUUAUGUGGCAUGAAGGGUUCACUAUCAUGGGUUCUCCUACGGAUCAUGCUAAGGAACUUUGGCCUCAUGAGUAUCAGAAGUUUUGUGACAUAAUGGAAGAUUAUCAGAAGAAAAUGGAGGAGCUAGCCAGAAACCUAAUGCGUCAAAUUCUCAAGUACUUAGCCACAUCUGAAGAAGAAAUGGACUGGUUUGGUUCACCUGGAAGUGCCAGCAUUUGUUUGCAGCUGAACUCCUAUCCAUUGUGUCCAGACCCUCGUCGAGCCAUGGGUCUAGCCCCUCACACAGACACUUCUCUCUUCACCAUACUACACCAGAGAACCAGCGGUCUACAAAUACUGAAAGAAGGUAUUGGAUGGGUUUCAGUACGUCCUACCACCGGGGCACUUGUAGUGAACGUCGGUGAUCUCUUGCACAUCCUAUCAAAUGCUAGGUUUCCUGGUGUUGUUCAUCGUGUGGUGUUGAAAGAGGCUAAACAAAGGUAUUCUGUUGCUUUCUUCUAUGCCCCGCCUGUUGAUUUCCAUCUCUUUCCAUUGGCUUUGAGUUCCGGCCAAAUUCCUCUGUACCGUUCGGUAUCAGUAGCUGAGUAUGUUGGCAGGAAGGCCAAGAAUCUUGACAAAGCACUUUCAUCAAUUAGAAUUUAGUGGAAAGAAGAAAAAGCAUAUUAUUUAUAUAUUUAUGCUUGUCUUUGCGGAAAGUAAGCAGGUUUUUUUUUAUUAUUAUUAUUAAUCGGAUGUGUUUAUCUAUGAAUAAAUAAACUUAUUGAUCUAUGAGAUUUCAAAUUCAAACCUGGAC
Molecule: messenger RNA, 1252 nt
Organism: Manihot esculenta (cassava)
Lineage: Eukaryota; Viridiplantae; Streptophyta; Magnoliopsida; Malpighiales; Euphorbiaceae
Product: gibberellin 3-beta-dioxygenase 1
Exons: 2
Coding region: 79-1101 (340 amino acids)
Biological process (GO): gibberellin biosynthetic process; response to light stimulus
Molecular function (GO): gibberellin 3-beta-dioxygenase activity
Source: RefSeq, a predicted model, not a curated record